Penicillium samsonianum is the source of this 1367-nucleotide messenger RNA. RefSeq lists its product as uncharacterized. The transcript is spliced from 3 exons. Lineage: Eukaryota; Fungi; Ascomycota; Eurotiomycetes; Eurotiales; Aspergillaceae. Bases 884 to 1204 code for a protein of 106 amino acids. The record is from RefSeq and is a predicted model, not a curated record.
UGCAUGGAUAGCAACGAGGAUCUGGAAAUUGGCCUCUUGAAGAAAUCACAUUCUGCCAAUUCAUUUUCAUAAAAUACCACUGUAUCAUCAAUGCCCUGUAAGUCUUCUCAGCAUCGCCAAUUCUCUGUUCGUAAAGAUCUUGAGUAUCUGUCCGGGCUCCACCGUUACCUUUCCUGUUUUCAAGGUGACAACCGCACCUUCCUUGUGAUCACAGUGUGACCUGGGCCUUUCCUCAACCUUCAGACCAUCAAUUAUGCGACUUGUUCCACCCACUAGACAAACUAGCAAGGUGGAUAACUGUCUCGGACAACACCAACGCGUUGUGACAUGUUGACUGGCGAGAUGAAAUGUGCCGUUCCAACCGCGUUGCAACCAUGAAUAUGACAAGGGGAAGUUGGCUCACAAUCGCCCAAUCCCGUCGCCGAUCGAUAUGAAACUUGACAAGAUCUCCAUCCAAGAAUCCUCGACUCAAAGCCAUUUCCAUCCCUAAGUUACGAUCCAAUGACCUUGCUUUCCCAUGUUUUACCCCAUCCCUCUCCUCCGACUCAGCGCCGACAAAACGAACUCGAGCGCACUACAUAAGAUCGUGUUCUGCGGCCUGCUACUACCAUGGAAAAACUUGGCUACCGACGUCGAAAAACCCACAAUUGCCAAUAGAGCAGAACAGCGAUUUGGUUCAAGCUCCUUCCACGCCUAUGAGCCCCCAGGUCGAAUCCAGUGCACGGUCGAUACAGAAUUCUACGGAAGGCGGGUCGACCGGUGAAGUAUCAGGACUCCGCGAUUGCUGGAGCCCAUUGAGCAUACCGGUGUAGUUCCGGUGUGCUCGUGCUUUGGGUACUAGAGCACAUGAUGAUGUGUUUCCAAUUCGAGCAUAUGGUGCGCCAUGUUCAACAACGCGACCCUACAAGCUCCUGGUCUUCACCUGGCCGCGGAACACGUGACGGGGUUCAGUGUUGGGCUUGUUCGACAUCCCGGGGCAGACAAGAGUUAUGUCCUCAUCCUCAACAUGGAAUUGUCCGUCGGCAUGUGGCCAGUCAUUUGCGAUAAAGUUCGUCAGGUCUUGAGGGACAGUCAACACCUUUCAGUACCGCAAAGGUUAGAAAACCUCGAGGGUGGUGUUGAGGCUCUCAAAAACCAAAGUGAGGCCACCCAAAUCGCCCGCCAAAAAGGAAGGAUUAUUCGUAACGGACCGAAGAGCAUCUAGUCCAUUGGACCGUUGGACACUUGUUAUUCUAUUCGUCCCACCUCAACUUCUCAACACAUUGGCGCAGAAGUGUGUACAUUGCUUACCGAAACGAUGAAACUCGCAGUCCUUCAGGUACGAUCCCUUCGACGAUGAGCAAGACCUACGAAAAAACAAGGACCUA